Blastomyces gilchristii SLH14081 is the source of this 1080-nucleotide messenger RNA. Its product is annotated as homoserine O-acetyltransferase. Gene Ontology annotation, molecular function: acyltransferase activity, transferring groups other than amino-acyl groups. The transcript is spliced from 6 exons. NCBI's taxonomy places the organism in Eukaryota, Fungi, Ascomycota, Eurotiomycetes, Onygenales, Ajellomycetaceae. The record is from RefSeq and is a predicted model, not a curated record. Bases 1 to 1080 code for a protein of 359 amino acids. Gene Ontology annotation, biological process: biosynthetic process.
AUGGCUUCAGCGCAGAACGAUUUCGAAACGUUCGCUCUCGGCGACUGGAAGCUUCAGAGCGGCGAGGUUAUCCCCAAUGCCCAUAUCGCUUUCAAGGCGCUGGGCGAUCCAAGUCUCCCCGCAGUUGUCUACCCGACGUGGUUUUCUGGCCUUAUCUCCGAUAACCUCUGGCUGGUUGGAGAGGACAAGGAACUCAGCCCGAAGAAAUACUUCAUCAUCGUCCCCGCGUUGUUCGGGAACGGCCAAUCCACGUCGCCCUCCAAUUCCCCUGCCAUCAAGGAGUUCCCUCGUGUCUCCUUCUACGACAAUGUGAGGGCCCAGCAUGAGCUGGUUACCAAGCAUUUUAACAUUACCCAUCUACGCGCCGUCCUGGGCUGGUCGAUGGGUGCGGCCCAGGCAUACCAGUGGGCAACCCAAUAUCCAGACUUUAUGGAUUUGAUCGUUCCGUUCUGUGGCUCUGCGAAGACCUCGUUGCACAACCAGGCUUUUCUUGAAGGCAUCAAGAGCACCUUGUUAGCGACCAAGGGCUAUCGGUCUGCCGGGGUAGGAGAGGUUGGAGCUGCGGUUGCCAACGAUUCAAUCCGGUCGUGGACUUGGGAGGAGAGAGAGGUUGCGCUGAGAGGGUUUGGUCGAGGGUAUUCUGGUUGGGGAAUGAGCCAGACAUUUUACCGGCAGAGGCUGCAUGAAUCCAUCCUCGGAUUCAAAGAUCUUGAGGACUUUAUGGUGAAUUUCUGGGAAGCUUUCUUCCUAACUAAAGAGCCGGAGAAUCUGCUCGUCAUGUUACAGACCUGGCAAAAUGGCGACAUCUCCAAGCAGGAACGGUACAACGGUAACUUUGAAGCUGCUCUGAAAGCGAUCAAAGCCAAGGCACUGGUUCUGCCUAGUAAAACCGACCUCUACUUCCCGCCUGAGGAUUCGGAGUACGAAGUCGCAAACUUGCAACCUGGAAUUGGCGAGCUGGAUGUCUUCCCAUCCAUAUGGGGACACUGGGCCGGCGCACCGCCAGGUAACAAAGAGGACAUGAUGUGGCUGAAUGACAAACUGGUGCAAUUUUUCAAGGCGGUUCCCAGUGGUAAAUAG